GUGGAUUUAGGACGAGAGGGAGCAACUCUUACGGAGAUAAAGAGGGGGGGACACCUGCAGCCAAAAUGGAGGUGAAGACAUCACUUCUAGACAACAUGAUUGGGGUUGGCGACAUGGUCCUCCUAGAACCCCUGUCUGAAGACUCCUUCCUCGAGAACCUGAGGAACCGCUUUGACCACAAUGAGAUCUACACAUAUAUUGGCAGUGUGGUGAUCUCCAUGAACCCCUACAGGUCCUUGCCCAUCUACACGCCAGACAAAGUGGAGGAGUAUCGCAAUAGGAACUUCUAUGAACUUAGCCCACACAUCUAUGCUUUGGCAGAUGAGGCUUACCGUUCACUGAGGGACCAGGACAAGGACCAGUGCAUCCUCAUCACAGGAGAGAGUGGGGCUGGGAAAACUGAGGCCAGUAAGCUGGUGAUGUCAUAUGUGGCAGCGGUGUGUGGGAAGGGCCAUGAGGUGAAUAAGGUCAAGGAACAGCUGCUGCAGUCCAAUCCCGUGCUGGAGGCCUUUGGAAAUGCCAAAACAGUGAGGAAUGACAACUCUUCCAGAUUUGGAAAGUACAUGGACAUUGAGUUUGACUUCAAAGGAGAUCCUCUAGGUGGAGUCAUCAGCAACUAUCUGCUGGAGAAGUCACGGGUGGUGAAACAGCCAAGAGGAGAGAGGAACUUCCACGUCUUUUAUCAGCUCUUGUCUGGUGCCUCCGAUGACACACUCAAGAAGCUGAAGCUGGACCGGGACUUCAGCAAGUACAACUACCUGAGCCUGGACUCUACCGCGGUCAAUGGGCUGGAUGAUGCUGCUAACUUCAGGACAGUCCGCAAUGCCAUGCAGAUUGUGGGCUUCAUGGAGGACGAGGUGCAGUCGGUGCUGGAGCUGGUGGCGGCCGUGCUGAAGCUCGGCAACAUUGAGUUCAAGCCAGAGUCGCGCUGUAACGGCACCGACGAGAGCCGCAUUAAAGACAAGAACGAUUUGAAGGAGAUGUGUGAGCUGCUGGGGAUCGAACAGUCAGUGCUGGAAAGAGCAUUCAGCUACCGCACAGUAGAGGCUAAGCUGGAGAAAGUGUCCACUACCCUGAAUGUGGCCCAGGCCUACUAUGCCCGAGACGCCCUUGCCAAAAAUCUCUAUAGUCGUCUGUUUAGCUGGCUAGUUACCAGGAUCAACGAAAGCAUUAAAGCACAGACUAAAACUCGCCACAAGGUCAUGGGUGUGCUUGACAUCUAUGGCUUUGAGAUAUUUGAGGAUGGAGACAACAGCUUUGAGCAGUUCAUCAUCAACUACUGCAACGAGAAGCUGCAGCAGAUCUUCAUCGAGCUGACCCUGCGGGAGGAGCAGGAGGAGUACGUCAGAGAGGGCAUCGAGUGGACCAACAUUGAAUAUUUCAACAAUGCUAUUAUCUGCGACCUCAUUGAGAAUCACCAAAAUGGCAUCUUGGCCAUGUUGGACGAGGAGUGCCUGAGGCCGGGGACAGUCACCGACGAGACCUUCCUGGACAAACUGAACACCAUCUGUGCUGAACACCAGCACUUUGAAAGUCGCCUCAGCAAAAAUUCAAAGUUCCUCACCGACCACAGCCUGCCACACAAUUGCUUCCGCAUCCAGCACUACGCCGGAAAGGUGCUGUACCGUGCCGAGGGAUUUGUAGACAAGAACAACGACCUGUUAUACCGGGACCUGUCACAGGCCAUGUACAAGGCCACUCACAGCCUCAUCAAACAGCUGUUCCCUGAGGGCAACCCAGGCAAAGUCAACCUGAAGAGACCACCGACCGCUGGAUUCCAGUUCAGAGCAUCAGUGGGUACGCUGAUGAGGAACCUGCAGACCAAGAACCCAAACUACAUUCGGUGCAUCAAGCCCAACGACAAAAAGGCAUCCCACAUCUUCACCGAGUCUCUGGUCCGCCAUCAGGCGCGCUACCUGGGCCUGAUGGAGAACGUCCGUGUGAGGAGAGCGGGCUAUGCUUUCCGCCAGGCCUACGAGCCCUGCCUGGAACGCUACAAAAUGCUCUGCAAACGGACCUGGCCCCAUUGGAGAGGACCUGCCAGGGAAGGAGUGGAGGUGCUGAUGGCCGACCUCCAGGUCCCAACAGACGAGUUCUCCUAUGGGCGCUCCAAGAUCUUCAUCAGGAACCCAAGAACGCUCUUCUUCUUGGAGGAGAGGAGGAGGCAAUGCCUGCAAGACCUGGCCACACUCAUUCAGAAAAUCUACCGUGGCUGGAAGUGCCGCAGCCAGUUCCUGCUGCUGAAAGAGAGUCAGAUAGUGGUGGCAGCAUGGUACCGCCGAUAUGCGCAACAAAAAAAAUACCAGAAGAUCAAGAGCGCCACCACUGUGGUGCAGUCCUACACCAGAGGAUGGCAGGCCCGCAAACUCCUGAGAGAGCUGAAAUAUCAGAAGAGAUGUGAAGAGGCAGUGACCACCAUCGCAGCCUACUGGCAUGGCACCCAGGCUCGGAUGGAGCUGAGACGUCUAAAACAAGAAGCGCGGAAUAAACAUGCUGUGACAGUAAUUUGGGCAUACUGGCAGGGAACCAAGGCCCGGAGAGAGCUGCGUCAGCUGAAGGAGGAGGCGAGGAAUAAACAUGCCGUAUCGGUCAUUUGGGCCGGCUGGCAGGGCACCAAGGCUCGCAGGGAGCUGAGGAGACUGAAGGAAGAGGCCAGACGUAAGCAUGCUGUCGCUGUGAUUUGGGCCUACUGGCAGGGACUCAAGGUCCGCAGAGAGUACAGAAAAUUCUUCCGGGCGAAUGCUGGCAAGAAGAUCUAUGACUUCACCAUCCAGAGAAUUAUGCAAAAAUACUUCCUGGGCCUGAAGAGCACCAUGCCCUCCAUGUCACCCAUAGACAAGAACUGGCCUGCCAGGCCUUACCUCUUUCUGGGUGGAGUCCACACAGAGCUGCGGAGAAUCUUCCAUCUCUGGAGGUGCAAGAAAUACAGGAGCCAGUUCACCGAGGAGAAGAAGGCAGUUUACGAGGAGAAGCUGGAGGCAAGUGAGAUCUUCAAGGAUAAAAAGGCUCUCUAUCCAAGCAGCGUGAGCCAGCCCUUCAAAGGAGACUACCUGGAGAUCAGCAAGAACCCCAAAUAUCAGAAACUCAACAGCGCCAUGGAUGAGAAGGUUCUGUUGGCUGAUGUGGUCAACAAGAUUAACAGGGCCAACGGCAAGGGCACAGCUCGGAUCUUUCUUCUGACUAAGAAGAGUGUCGUCCUCGCCGACCAGAAGACAGGCCAGGUGAAGGCCAGCGUUCCUCUGCCAGACCUCACUAGUGUGUCAGUCAGCACACAGAGUGACGGCUUCUUUGCUCUCAGACUCAAAGAGGGGUCGGCCUCCGCCAUCAAAGGAGACUUCUUACUCAGCAGUGAGCAUCUGAUUGAGAUCAUCACAAAAAUCCACCGCAUCGGAGCCACGGCUGCAGACAUGGAGCAGCUCAACAUUGACAUCUCAGAUGAGUUCCUGGUGCAGUUCAAGCAGGACAAAGUAUGCGUGAAAUUCAUCGAGGGCGCCCCCAAGAACGGCAACAGCGUGUCCUGCAAGCGCAAGAACAACCGCCUGCUGGAGGUGUCUGUGCCAACAUCAGCAUAGUGCAGCUCCUUCGCCAGCUCUCCAGUGCUGUUCCUGAGUGCUCGGAUUGGGGGCGAUUAAACGCUGAACCACCACCCACUCCAAAGUUCUCGUCUCAAGGACCCAUCCCCCCACUGCCCACCCUGAGCCCAAAAAUGACAGUAGUGCAGUUAUUUGGCGUGUUGUUGUUUUUCCUUCAGUCUCUUCUUAUCAGAUUUACUAUGGCACCACUAUAGCUGUAACCAGUUGUGCCAGUUUUUUUUUUGGCAAAGAAAGCUCUUAUCUGGGUUGCAUGCCACAUAAAUUUGGUCAAAUGUUUCACUGGUGUUUUGUAAAACUGGGGUCAAGAGUUGAAGAUGGAUGGGGGGAAAAAAUCUAGGUUGAGCACAAGAGACUUCUGUAUACCAGUGGUAAUGUUGAUAAUGAUUGUUCUGUCGUCUUCAGAGAAAAAAACUUUGUGACAAGCUCCAGCCUCAACUGGCCUUGACUCAUCCAGUUUUAAGCAGCUCUGGUUUUACGCAGAUGGCUUAGAACUUUAGAUGAACUGGGAACUUUUGGGCUUGGCCUGUCAGAUUAAGUUUCUCUGAAGAUCUUAAAUACUGCACUUGUUUUCACCUCGGUGUAACCAAAAGAGGAUGACCUGAAAAUGAAUUUGAUUGUAUGUUGUAUUAUUUUCUAUAUAUAUAUUUUUUUUUCCCCCUCUGGGGGGGAAAAAGUACAGUGGGCAGUUGAGAAGUCAAUGUAAUUUGCUAGAUAAUUGUUAAAUCACUUUUGUAUCCACAAUUCCUAUGUGCCAUUGAACAGGUCCCAUGACGUGUCACGUGUCAGUGUACAAAUACAAACAUAGAAACACCAUGUAGGUGAUGCACCCUGUUCUAUUACUAUUUUUGACAAUACAUUGCCAAACUUUUUUGAAUAGGGGGGCUUGUCAACCUGUUGUGGCAAUUUCUUGUAAGUUUUGACAGCACUGCACAUGUGAUCAACUUCCAUUUCCUCUACAAGCACAGUACAAUUUGCAAUCCUUUCCAAGCUUUGUAGAUGAAAUAAAGAGUUAUAGUAAACUAAAUUCCUAUCAUUAACUCAUAGAAUGUCAUAUAUGACUCAAAGACCUUCUCCAUCCAGAAGAAGCCAAGAUACCCACACCUUCCAUAACAUCUUCACUAUAUUCAAAGCUUUCUCUGGUGCAAAGUGGAAAAAGUGAUAUUGAGCUUUUAUUUUGUGUGCAAUAAAUAAAAUGCUUUGUCUCAAUUAUUCCCUUUUUCAAUAACACAGUAGUGAGAACCCAUAGCAGUUGCCCUCACUGUACCAUAGGCUGUACAUAGGCUCUAGAGGCUGUAGCCGUGGCAUGGACAAAGGGUUUCUUUAGUAUCCUAAUUUUAAUUGCUGUGUUUGUGAAAUAGCUGUCCUUGCCACUGCAGCUUGAGUUAUUGUAGUGCUUGACCCACUCUGACCUAAUGUGUAUUUUUCAAGAGGAAAGACUAAAUAUUAAGCGCACAUGGCCAUAGAUUCUUGAUGUAUCUCAAGAAAUCGACCAGUUUCAGCUUUUACAACCCUCUAAUACACGCAUAUUUACACACAGACCAAAUCUGAUUUUCAAAGAAGCAACGGAGUGCUAUGUUUUCAGGUAUGUCGACUAUAAUAAUCUUUAUUUGGAUGUACUGGUAACCAUAUGUUUCUCUGGUGACUGUGAGGGAAUAACACAGCCAAAGUUGGUCUAGUCAUGUUUUACAAUUUGGGGUAACUUGGCUUGUAAGUUAUUGUAUUUUUUUAAUGUCACGCAUGACACAGGAACUUGAGAAAUCAAUUGUUGCUGUCCCUUGCACGCGAAUGAUUGAGCUGAAUGCCAGUUUUGAUGUAUUCUCUUCCUUGGCACUGCACAGUUUCAAUGUGCCACCCCCACCGGCGCGCUCUGUCUCUCCUGUUUCGUAUUUCAACAAUGGCUAGAACUUCUAAAUGAUGUCUGCAUUCAUGUGUGCCUAAUGUUAACCUGUGUGCUGAGAGACAGAACAUGGACAUGUUUCAAUAGAAUUCAGUGUAACAUUUACAAGUAAUCUUUUUUAAAUUAAAUAAAAGUCAGUAAUUAAAUGUUA
Molecule: messenger RNA, 5641 nt
Organism: Siniperca chuatsi (mandarin fish)
Lineage: Eukaryota; Metazoa; Chordata; Actinopteri; Centrarchiformes; Sinipercidae
Gene: myo1b
Product: myosin IB
Exons: 33
Coding region: 66-3572 (1168 amino acids)
Biological process (GO): actin filament organization; vesicle transport along actin filament
Cellular component (GO): plasma membrane; microvillus; cytoplasm
Molecular function (GO): actin filament binding; microfilament motor activity; ATP binding
Source: RefSeq, a predicted model, not a curated record